AAAUUAUUAUUUUUUUUGGCAGGCGAAAUUAUUAUUGAUAAACACAAAAUAGAUUAUUUCUCAAUUUACCAACCCAGUUUCGAUUGACAAUCAUCUUCUUCACCUUUAUCCCAGCUCAAUCUCCUUGCGAGCCUGAAUUACAGUUUGUAUCUGAAUCCGUAUAAUCUCGAUACAUGACCGAUUCCAUUUUCACGGAGCCUCCUGAUUUAGAAUCAUUUCCGACACUUUUACUUAGGGUUUAAUUGCAUUUUCAGUUUGGCUUGGAUUGAUUCACAUCACAUCAUUGUCCCUGUACAGCUUUGGAUGUAAAGUCGAUGUCUGCUGGAUUGUUUUCAUUUAAAACUAAGACAUUGAGGCGUUUCAUGCACAUUCCUUAUUAAAAUAAGACUAUUGAUUGCGUUCGGAAAGAGUAGAAGAGGUAUGUAUCGGCCUGGGGCUGCAACGACCAUUCGUGGCGGAGUGCCUACUGAUAGUGUAGAUUCGGUGGUGACGCUCGAUCAAGUUCCCCGGUGGAUUGACGCAGAGCAUAGGUACUUGUACGAGAACGAAGACCCUGCGUUUCCUAAUUCAUAUUUCCCAGAUCCUUUGGCCUCUGCUUCUGGGGCUGAGAAUAAUGGAAAUGGAGCUCUUUCCAAGUUUCCAGUGGAUCGUGAUGUUAAUUCGAAGAUCUAUUUGUGGAGAGGGGACCCUUGGUAUCUUGAAGUGGAUGCUGUAGUUAACUCAACCAAUGAGAACUUAGAUGAAGCUCACAGCAGCCCUGGUCUACAUGCUGCAGCUGGACCUGAUCUUGCAGAAGAAUGUGCAACACUGGGUGGCUGCAGAACAGGAAUGGCAAAAGUCACUAAAGCAUAUGAUCUUCCAGCUAGAAGGGUUAUACACACAGUUGGUCCUAAAUAUGCUGUCAAAUAUCAUACAGCAGCAGAAAAUGCCCUAAGUCAUUGCUAUCGCUCUUGCCUUGAACUCCUGAUUGAGAAUGGCCUUCAAAGUAUUGCAAUGGGCUGUAUUUAUACAGAAAACAAGAAUUAUCCACGAGAGCCAGCUGCUCAUGUGGCAAUAAGAACUGUUCGGAGGUUUCUUGAGAAACAGAAGGAUAAGAUAAAUGCAGUAGUGUUUUGUACAACAACUUCAUCUGACACAGAGAUAUAUAAGAGAUUGCUUCCACUCUACUUUCCUCGUGAUAAGCAGGAAGAGGAUAUUGCCAUUACAAAACUUCCUGCAGAUGUUGGGGAUGAGAAUGGUGAAACAGUUAUAGACGAACGUAAAAUCAGAAUAAAGCCGCUACCUAAGACAAAAAAGUCUGUUCCAAGAGGACCACAACCCAUUGCUGAUAUCCCUGUCACUGAUGUUGGAUUAACAAGACGGAGCUCUUCCCAUUUGGACUCAUAUCUGGAUCCUGCUUUUAUGUCCCUUAUCAAGGACCCCGACCAGCGCAGGAAAGAACAGUGGGAAAAAACCACUGAAGAGCAAAACCGAUGGAAUUGCUUCAAAAUGCUUGGAUAUGGUAACCUUGGUGGGCCCCAAUUAUCAGCUGCUGAAGAAUAUUCUCUUCAUUCCAGAUAUCUUGCUAAAGCAAAUUCAUUGAAUCUGUUAGAUAUUACAGAAAUGAAGAUCAUUUACCGGGGUGGUGUCGACAGUGAAGGCCGCCCAGUUAUGGUGAUUGUAGGAGCACAUUUUCUCCUAAGAUGUCUUGAUCUAGAUAGGUUUAUUCUUCAUGCUGUAAAGGAGUUUGAGCCAUUGAUUCAGAAGCCUUAUACUAUUGUUUACUUUCAUUCUGCAGCUUCAUUACAGACGCAACCAGAUCUGGGAUAUAUGAAGAGAUUACAACAAAUAUUGGGACGGAAACACCAACGCAACCUUCACGCAAUAUAUGUCCUUCAUCCAACUUUUGGACUAAAGGCUGCCAUUUUCGCAUUGCAACUGCUUGUGGAUAAUGAGGCAUGGAAAAAAGUUGUAUACGUUGAUCGCCUUCUCCAGCUAUUCCGAUAUGUUCCCCGUGAACAGCUCACAAUUCCAGAUUUUGUGUUUCAGCAUGAUUUGGAAGUUAAUGGUGGAAAGGGUCUAAUCGUGGAUCCUAGAACAAAAUAUGUUCAUCCAAGGCCAUGAUGUAUUAUCUUUCAUGUUCAUAUUUUUUCUCAGCAGAAAUAACAAGUCAUCGAAUUAAAAUGCAGAUAUCCAUUUAUACCUUGCCAUUUUUUCUUUAUUCUUCAUUUGUGCAAUAUCUGCAUUUUAUUAAAUCUUUGUUCCUUGCAGGUUUAUUUUUAGAGGAACAAAAUCUCUUGUAUGCCUGAAGGCAAUAGAUUCCUACUUAUACGCCUCACUGUAAAAUUUAUAAGAAUUCAUCUUUUCCAUAUUGUCUACCUUUCAUCCAAUAAAAAAGAAUACAGCUUAUUGUUAUGAUUCAGAUCUGAUCAUCCA
Cuscuta europaea is the source of this 2415-nucleotide messenger RNA. Lineage: Eukaryota; Viridiplantae; Streptophyta; Magnoliopsida; Solanales; Convolvulaceae. The record is from the annotation of a GenBank genome assembly.